This is a messenger RNA of Cannabis sativa, 2293 nucleotides long. RefSeq names its product transmembrane 9 superfamily member 3-like. Gene Ontology annotation, cellular component: membrane. The record is from RefSeq and is a predicted model, not a curated record. NCBI's taxonomy places the organism in Eukaryota, Viridiplantae, Streptophyta, Magnoliopsida, Rosales, Cannabaceae. The coding region runs from base 871 to 1476 and encodes 201 amino acids. The transcript is spliced from 2 exons. Gene Ontology annotation, biological process: protein localization to membrane.
GGUCCUUCAACAAUAAAGACGAUAAGUUAGCAGGAAUAGAAGACACGCUAAGAGUACAAUCAACUUUAGAAUAAGAGUCCCUUGCAAGGAAAUGAGCCAUGUUAUUCGCAAAUCGUUUUACAAAAGUUACAGAAACAUUAAAAAGAAAAUAAAGCAGAUUUUUGGAGUCGUUAAUAAGGCUUCCAUAUGGAGAGAACAUGUGGACUUUGCUGUUAAUUGCAUGAACGAAAUUAAGACAAUCCAAUUCAACUUGAACAUUCUGCCAGUUGUUUGCUUUUAUCCAACUGAGUGCUUCUUUUAUUGUUUGUAUUAGUCUUUUACGUUAAUUAGGAAAACUAUUUUAAUUAGUCUUUUAUGUUAAUUAGGAAAACUAUUUUAAUUAAUAGAUGAUUCAAACCUUUUUAAGGUUUUGAUAAAAAUGCUAUUACAUGGUUGUUUGCAGAAAAAAAAAUGGUUACUCCAACUCCAUUUUGAUUGAUACACUAACUUAUAUAGUUUGGUGAUUGUCACAUACAUUUGAUUGGAAUGGAAUGAAAUGAUUGUGUUAUGACCUUCUAAAUUGAUGGUAUGAUCUUAUCUUCAAGAAAAUAAUAUGUUAUUUGAGAAAUGUUACUUGUAAUAUUAUUACUGCUGAUGUAAUUUACUAUUAAAUUCUACAUAUUUUACUUUAAUAAAAAUUAUAAAGAAUCAUAAACAAAUUAUAGAACCAUAGAUGUUAUUUUGUAUAAAGUAAAGGGUUACUCCUAACAGGAGAUGCCUUUUUACUGGACCUCUUCUCUUUACAUUUUGCCUUCUUAACUCAAUAGCAUCUACUUAAAGGCAUCUAUAGCUCUUCCUAUAAACACAAUCAUAAAGUUUGUUCUUGUUUGGAUGUUAUUUGCUACCCCAUUGUAUCUUUUGGGUGAAUUUAUUGGAAAAAGUUCCCAAACUGAGGUUCAAGCUCAAUCCCAAAAUAACAAGGAUGAGCUAAAACCUUCAUUAACUAGGGUAAAAACCAACCGAAAAAAUCUAAAAGUUGCGCGGUUCAUGUGUUAUCUUCCUCAGAUGGCAUGGGCUGGGAUAUUUCCUUUUAGUGCGAUUUGCGUUGAGCUUUCGUCUGUGGUUUAUAGCUUGUGGGGUUAUGAGAAUUACACUCAGUACAAGUUUCUGUUUGUAACCUUCAUUCUUCUUCUAAUCAUCACUGCUUUAAUCAAUGUGGGCUUGAUUUGUUGCAAGAUUGUUUCUAAAGAUCACAAAUGGUGGUGGAGGUCAUUUGUGUAUGGUGGAUCAAUUGGAUUGUAUGUUUAUGGGUUUUGCAUACAUUACUUAUUGUAUAAGAGAUCAGAUAUGUCAGGUUCCUUACAACUCUCAUUCUUCUUAGGAUACAUGGCUUGCAUUUGCUAUGCCCUUUUCUUGAUGUUUGGUAGUGUUGGUUUCUUAGCCUCUUAUCUCUUUCUUCGCCAAAUUUACCAUUCUCUUCAUUACUCAAAAACUUGAUAUAGCUGAUGACACGAGAUGAGAUAAUUGUAUUACAUCUUUGUUUCAAUUAUUAUUAUUAUUAUUAUUAUUACUAUUAUUAUUAUUAUUAUUAUUAUUAUUAUUAUUAUUAUUAUUAUUAUUAUUAUGUAUUUUGGUGAGAUAAAUCGAUAGUGUAUUAGGUAUUCGGGGUAUUCAUCCAAUUUAAUUCGUACUAUUUUAUUCAAAUUUCAUAUUUUAGAUACAAUCAAAUUCGAAAAAUUUGCAGAUUGGAUCGUAUAUUUUUUAUUGUUACUUUUAAUAUUAAAUUAUUUAACAUUUAUUAAAAAAUAUUUUUUUUUUCACAUAACUAAUAAUAAAAUAAAACAAAUUAUUAUUAUUUUGUAUCUUGAACAACCAAUUCAAAUAAAUAAAUAAAAUAACAAAUUCAAAAAAGAUGAAGAAAAACAAAAUUUUAAUUUUAUUCUAGAUUAUAUUUUGCUGUAAAUAAGAAUGCAAUAUAAUAUUUGAUUUAUUAUUUUUUUUAAAUACAUUUAUAUCAUAUGUAUUUUUUUCUUUGAAAAUUUUCCAUAUUAUUAUUUAUUAACAGUCACUUACAAUAAUAGAGAAAAUAAAGUAAGGAAUUUACAUAUUAUUAUUAUGAUAUAAAUUUAUAUGAUAUGUAUUAAAUUUUUUAAUUAUUAUUUUUUACAUUAAAAUAUUAAUUAUAUAUAAAUAUGUGUAUUGGAUUAGAUAAGUUAAUUGCAUCAACAGACUAAAAUUUAAAAUUAAUUGUCAUAAUAUUGUUGGUCAAUUAAUUGGCAUAUAUACCGUUACACGCGUACCGUAAAAAAAUAUU